Messenger RNA from Artibeus jamaicensis (Jamaican fruit-eating bat), 1241 nucleotides. RefSeq names its product aminoacyl tRNA synthetase complex interacting multifunctional protein 2 (gene AIMP2). Lineage: Eukaryota; Metazoa; Chordata; Mammalia; Chiroptera; Phyllostomidae. The transcript has 4 exons. Gene Ontology annotation, cellular component: aminoacyl-tRNA synthetase multienzyme complex. The record is from RefSeq and is a predicted model, not a curated record. Bases 131 to 1093 code for a protein of 320 amino acids.
CACACAAACUGCGCUUUCAGAGCGCUAGCAGCCUGAGCGGAAAGGAGGUGGCCGCGGCUUGUGGUGGGGUUUCUUGUAUUCUGGGCGUUCGUGUCCCUCAUCCGUCACCUUUCUUCCUCUGGUCCCCACGAUGCCGAUGUACCAGGUAAAGCCCUAUCACGGGAGCGGAACAUCUCUCCGUGUAGAGCUUCCCACCUGCAUGUACCGGCUCCCCAACGUGCACGGCAAAAGCUGCAGCUUGGCGCAGAACGCGGUCCACGUGCAGGGAGAAUCUGACCCAUCUCUUCAUGCUCUUGAGUCCCGCCAAGAUAAUAUUUUAAAACGUCUGUACGAAUUGAAAGCUGCGGUUGAUGGUCUCUCCAAGAUGAUUCAGACGCCAGAUGCGGACUUGGAUGUAACCAACAUAAUCCAAGCCGAAGAGCCCGCUGCUUUAUCAACCAGUGCAUUGGACUUAAAUUCAGUACUUGGAAAGGAUUACGGGGCUCUGAAAGACAUCGUCAUCAACGCAGACCCCGCCUCGCCGCCCCUCUCCCUGCUCGUGCUGCACCAGCUGCUCUGCGACCGCUACAAGGUCCUGUCCACUGUUCACACCCACUCGGCAGUCAAGAACGUGCCAGAAAACCUUCUCAGGUGCUUUGGCGAGCAGACUAACAAACAGCCCCGCCAUGAACACCAGCUGGGUUUUACUCUGAUUUGGAAGAAUGUGCCAAAGACUCAGAUGAAGUUCAGUGUCCAGAGGAUGUGUCCCAUCGAAGGAGAAGGGAACAUUGCACGGUUUUUGUUCUCCCUGUUUGGCCAGAAGCACAAUGCGCUCAACCUAACGCUCAUAGAUAGCUGGGUAGAUGCAGCUGUUUUCCAGCUGAAAGAGGGAAACAAUAAAGAAAAAGUCGCUGUGCUCUGCUCCAUGAACUCAGCUCUGGGGAGGAGCCCCUGGCUCGUGGGGAACGAGCUCACGGUGGCCGACGUGGUGCUGUGGUCCGUGCUCCGGCAGACGGGAGGCUGCAGUGUGCCCGUGCCAGCCAACGUGGACAGGUGGAUGCGGGCCUGCGAGAACCUGGCGCCUUUCAGCGCCGCCCUCAAGCUCCUUCAGUGACUCUGGGGAACUGACCUUUAGUGGAUUUAGACUAGAGUUUGAGAACAGUGCUGUUCCAUGCCUGUGGUUGGUAAAGGGACUUGUACCAGAAUCAGAGUCUUUACUUAGGCCAGUUGUCAAGUACCAAUAAAACCACCACAUAACUUGU